This is a messenger RNA of Trypanosoma conorhini, 2373 nucleotides long. RefSeq lists its product as uncharacterized. The transcript has a single exon. The coding region runs from base 1 to 2373 and encodes 790 amino acids. NCBI's taxonomy places the organism in Eukaryota, Euglenozoa, Kinetoplastea, Trypanosomatida, Trypanosomatidae. The record is from RefSeq and is a predicted model, not a curated record.
AUGUACAUACUUUUGCUGCUGUGCUGCCUCUGUGCGGCGCGGCGGCGCGGCGCGGCGGCCGUUGUGCGGUACGACACGCAGACCGUGCGUGCGGAGGAUGUGCCCGGCCUCCCUGCCGAUCACUGGGCGCAGUACGACGAGGCCGCCUUCGAGCGCGGGCGCGGCUCCUUCGUCGCCGGCUACAACGACGCGCCGUACUUUGAGGCGCUCAACAUCUCCUCGCCGUUCUUCAGCCGUGACUCCGUGCGGUGGCACGUGUCGUCGGACGGCUUUCUCGCGCCGACGCCGGCGCCGCUGUGCGGCUUCUUCUGCUCGGACGCGGCGCCGGACACGCUCUUCGGGGACUACGAGUUCGGCAGCGCGAUCUACGGCGGCGGCGGCGACUGGCCGAUGAUAGGGCUGUACGUGGCGGACUUGAACCCCCCGGCGGCGCGGCUGUCACCGAGUGUCCGGGUGCACGGCGUGGGGGGCGCCGGCGGCGACGCGGGGCACGAGCGGGUGACGGUGGAGUACCGCGACGUGCCGCUGACUGCGUGCGGGGCGGCGGCGGAGACGCUGACGGCGCAGGUGGCGGUGUGGGCCAACGGCACGAUCGUGAUGCGGUACCGCCGGGUCCCCGCGUGCGGCAGCGCCUCGGUGGGCCUCGUGCUGUCGAAGCGCGAGCGUGUCGUCGCGACCUCCUCGCCGCGUCCGGUCGGCAUCGCGGCGAUUCGGUACGAGCCUGUCGCGGACUUGUGCGCCACGGCCGUGGGCGAACCCGCCUGCGCCGCUGCGGGGCGGGCGUGCGUGUGGUGCGCGGCGACGGCGGAGUGCGUGGCGGCGUCGCUCGCCGGCAGCCGCUGCCCGCACGGGGGCUUUCGAGCGGCGUCGGUGAGCGACGAGUUUUACGCGGUGGCUGUGGGGCAGGGCGCCGAGCUCGUCGACCUCGCCGCGCUGGGCGGGCACGUGCGGGCGGCGCCGGCCGGGCAGUCGCUGCGGCUGGAGCUGGGGUUCGACUUCCCCUUCUUCACGAGGGACCAGGCGUCGCACAGGACGAACACGACGCACCUGCUGUCGGCGGGCCUCAUUUCUGUCUUUUCCCCGACGCAGCGGUGCGGGCCGAUUUGGAACGUGUGCCCCGACGGCAACUACACCUUCGCCGUCGCGCCGUUCGCCACGGCGGGGCUGUGGGGGCCGGGGACGUCCAUCACGUACGCGCGCCUCCCCGAGCGCAGCGGGGCGGGCGUCCUCUGCCAGCGGCCGCCGUGCCCCCCGGGGUUUGUGGUGGAGGUGGCCAACGCCUCCUCCUUCGCCUCCUUCGCUCGCUCCGCGACGUACCAGGUCUACCUCGACGCGGGCGGCGCGGUGGAGUUCCGCUACGGCCUGCCGGUUGCGGCGGCGGUGGCGAGCGCCCCCGCGUUGGACUUCUUCGCGUUCCCGCCGCCGUUUGUUGGCCUCUUCCGGUACCGCGUGGAGGACGCGGCCACGGUGAUGGUGCCGCCGUCGCUGAUUCGCACCGGCACGCGGAUCCGCUUUGACCCCACGAGGAGGUGCAACGACUGCGGGCGCGGCGGCACGUGCGACCCCGCGAGUUCGCGGUGCGUGUGCGCCGCCGGGUUCAGCGGUGCCGCGUGCGAGCUGUGCGCUGCGGGGAGCUACGGCCCGGGGUGCCGCCCGUGCCGCCGCUGCGUGAACGGGGGCGAGUGCGACGAGGGCGUGAACGGGACAGGUGCCUGCCGGUGCCCGGAGCCGUUCAGCGGGGCGGAGUGCGAGGUGCGGUGCGAGGGGCCGUUCGACUGCGGCCACUGCAACCGCCGCGGCGGGUACUGCGAGUGCGGGGUGUGCCGCUGCGACGCGGCGGCGGGGUGGGGCGGGGCGAACUGCGACGUGCUCAACGACCCCUGCUGGCGCCACUCGCUCGACGGCUGCGAGGUGUGCGGCAGGGACGCGUGGAACGGGUGCGCCUUUUGCUUCGACGGCAUGUGCCACUCCACCCGCCUCCGCGGCACCCCGAACGGGUACGCGUGCUCGUACACCACGCCGGCAGAGGACGGGGCCCGCUGCGUCCCGGUGGCGCAGGCGGACGCGCGCCAGUUCGACGCGGGCUACGCCGCGGUGGCGGGUCUGGGCGCUGCCGCGGUGAUCUCAGUGGUGGCGCUGCUGGUGCUUGCGCCCAUCGCGGUGCGGAGGCGGGAGGUGUACGACAUACUGCAUGCGGGUGCCGCCGGCGGUGCGCCCGAUCACCGACGCGGGCGCCGUCGGCGCGAGGUGGUGCAGGCCGUCUUUGUGCAGCAGGCGGCGCUGAGGGGCGGGCGCAGGCACGUGCUCGGCGUCCCGCUGAGGCAGGUGCCGCUGGCGAAGCUGCACGAGAGCCAGCGGGCCGGCCUCUCGUAG